This is a messenger RNA of Bipolaris oryzae ATCC 44560, 324 nucleotides long. RefSeq lists its product as uncharacterized. Gene Ontology annotation, molecular function: single-stranded DNA binding; damaged DNA binding. Gene Ontology annotation, biological process: nucleotide-excision repair; mismatch repair; DNA replication. Lineage: Eukaryota; Fungi; Ascomycota; Dothideomycetes; Pleosporales; Pleosporaceae. The transcript has 3 exons. Bases 1 to 324 code for a protein of 107 amino acids. Gene Ontology annotation, cellular component: site of double-strand break; DNA replication factor A complex; nucleus. The record is from RefSeq and is a predicted model, not a curated record.
AUGGAUCACCCGCAAACCCCCCGCAUCAUCGCCCCGCACCUCUCCGAAUUCCAACACCGCAUCGUACGCAUACUGGGCAAAGUCGUGCAAUUACGCGGCGAAACGGCCGUGAUUGAUGCUGGAGGCAAUAUCGAUGUUAUUUUAACUCGGGAUUCGCAUCUCACGGUUGGUCAUGCAGUAGAGAUUAUCGGCAAGGUGGAUCAGAAUUUGCACGUCAAGGUGCAGGCUGCGACGGAUUUUGGGACGGGUGUUGAUUUCGACGCAGCGAUGGCAGUGGUGGACGUUACACAUCGGUACAAGGAGAUUUUCUACGACGGUAACUAA